Messenger RNA from Cinclus cinclus, 1515 nucleotides. RefSeq names its product matrix metallopeptidase 28 (gene MMP28). Lineage: Eukaryota; Metazoa; Chordata; Aves; Passeriformes; Cinclidae. Gene Ontology annotation, cellular component: extracellular matrix. Gene Ontology annotation, biological process: collagen catabolic process; extracellular matrix organization; proteolysis. The transcript is spliced from 8 exons. The coding region runs from base 1 to 1515 and encodes 504 amino acids. The record is from RefSeq and is a predicted model, not a curated record. Gene Ontology annotation, molecular function: zinc ion binding; metalloendopeptidase activity.
AUGGCAGGACCGCUGCGGGCCGCCCUGGCGCUGGGGCUGCUGGCGGCCGCUCAGCCCGCACCGGCCGCGGGGCAGCGGCGGCAGGCAGAGCUCUUCCUGGAGAAAUACGGCUACUUCAGCGAGCCGGGGGCCGGCACACACAGCCCCGCCGAGUUCACCGAGGCGCUGAGGGAUUUCCAGCGGGUGACCCACCUCCCACCCAGCGGGGUGCUGGAUGCCCUCACCCUCCAUCAGAUGGCGAUGCCGAGGUGUGGCACGGAUGACGGGGACAGCCUCUCUGCCGGGGCACGCCGGGCAUCGCCCGCCCGGCGCCGCAGACGCACGGCACAGCACGGUGGGCGCUGGUACAAGCGGCACCUGUCGUACCGGGUGGUGAACUGGCCGUCCUACCUGCCCCAGCACGAGGUGCGCCUGGCCGUGAGAGCCGCCUUCGAGCUCUGGAGCAAUGUGUCCUCCCUGGUGUUCUGGGAGGCACAGGAUGGCCCUGCUGACAUCCGCCUGACCUUCUUCCACGGGGACCACAACGAUGGACUCAACAACGCCUUCGACGGGCCAGGAGGUGCCCUGGCUCACGCCUUCUUCCCCCGGCGAGGAGAAGCCCACUUUGACAGCGCCGAGCGCUGGUCCCUGCACAGCGGCAAGGGGCGCAACCUCUUCAUCGUGGUGGCCCACGAGGUCGGGCACACGCUGGGGCUGCAGCACUCGCCCGUCAAGAGCGCCCUGAUGUCUCCCUACUACAAGAAGCUCAGCAAGGAUUUUGUCCUCAGCUGGGAUGACGUCUUGGCCGUCCAGAACUUGUAUGGAAAGCCCUCCAAGGGCUCGGCCAUCCAGCUCCCAGGCAAGGUCUUCACUCACUUCCAGGACUGGAACAUGGAUCUUUAUGGCAGGGACCGACAGCAGAGGAGCCUCAGCACCUACUACUGCCACUCCUUCUUCGAUGCCAUAACUGCUGAUGGGGAUCACAACCUCUACAUCUUCAAGGGCAGCCACUACUGGGUGGUGUCAGCCAGUGGCAAUGCCAGUGACCCACGGCCACUGCAGCCACGCUGGCCCGGCCUCCCCGCCAGCAUCGACGCCUGUGCCUGGUCCCAGCUCAGUGGAAAGUUCUACUUCUUCAAAGGCGGCCGAUGCUGGCGCUACGAGGGCUCCAAGCUGGAGGCAGGAUUUCCCCAAAAAUGCAGCGCCCUGGGGCUCCCUCGGCACCCGGACACCGCGCUCUACUUCCAGCAGCUCCGGCGGCUCGUCCUCUUCAAAGGCCCCAAAUACUUCGUGGUGGGCGAGGAGCCCCUGGGCGUGGAGCCCUACUACCCCCGCAGCCUGCGGGACUGGGCACGGCUGCCCCCGGGCACGGCCGGGGCUCUCACCCACCGCGAUGGCUCCGUCUACUUCUUCCAGGAUGACCAGUACUGGAAAUUUGACCAGGUUAAACUGCAAGUGGUGGCCACUGGCAAAUGGGCCACACAGCUCGCCUGGAUGGGCUGCUGGGAUGCCAACAGUGAGCAGGUUGUUUUCUGA